Fimicolochytrium jonesii is the source of this 2909-nucleotide messenger RNA. RefSeq lists its product as uncharacterized. The transcript has 14 exons. Bases 100 to 2769 code for a protein of 889 amino acids. The record is from RefSeq and is a predicted model, not a curated record. Lineage: Eukaryota; Fungi; Chytridiomycota; Chytridiomycetes; Spizellomycetales; Powellomycetaceae.
CAGACCAAUGCCUUCAUCAUCGAACUCGCCAUUCGGUACAACGAGCUGAAGGAUUUGGAGCAACCUACGUUAAGCCCAUUUCAGAACAAGACCAUAGCCAUGUGUAUUAUGGAUCACAUUGGCCGGCUCAAGGACACGAUUUUGGAAAGAUGCUUUAAAAAAAAGAUGGAAAUGAGAGAAGUGAAUGCGUUUGAUCAGACGAUGAACUCGGGGAGACUUUGCGCAUUUUUUCGAACAGAGUUCAACCGCCGUGUUGAUACGCACCGGAUCCUAAGGAAUGUAUUGGUCGAGACCGACUUCGGUAACACCCCGCCAGAUGAGACGCUCCGCAUCAAACCAAGCGAGCAACUCAGGAGAGAGGUUCUGGAGGUACAACAAGCUAUCGAGAACAUCACCCACCCGCAACCUGCCCUCAACCCACCCACCCUGCUUCUCAAACAUCAAUCGGAACUCAUUCGCCGCACCAUGCGCGAGGAAAGCAAGCUGAAGGCUUCCUUCGAAGACGGUAGCGCGGGAGGCUGGCGAAUCGGUUCCCCAGGUCGCCAACGUACCGGACAGCCCACCACCUCACUAAUCACCGGGCGCCGAGUCUCCCAAACCCAGCGUCGGCGGUCCGACAGUGUGUGGCGACGGACUUCUGCUGGAACAGAACGCGGCGCGAGACUCGAUCACCCUGCGAAGACACGGAUUUGGGAGAUGGAGGAAGAGACCGGCGUAGAGGCUUUGGGGGAAACAGAGUUGAGUCAGACCUUGAGAUACACCGAUAUUGAGGAUGAUGAUUUGGAUAAAGCGGCGCUGGCGAGCGUGGAAGCCGAAAACCCUGUUUUACAGGGAUUUACUGGUGUAAUUGGAUAUAGCCGACGGAAGGAUACGCAUGAGCCGCCAUUGCCUCCAAGACAACGAUAUCUUCCGCCAUGCAAAUAUCGCAAACGACACUUCACUGACUUCGACUACUCAAAGUUGGACGCUGUCCCGCUUCCCGCUGAGGUGACCGAUAAAAGCACCGUUCCGAGUUUCAUCAACCGGAUGAACGACGAAAGUGGAGAUAUGAGACCACUUCCGUCAGGAGUCUCCGAGCGAGCACCCAAAUCCAUCAUAACGCUUGCAGCCGAGCCUGCGACCGCGGUGAGCGAGUUCGGAGCCGAGAACGAUGCCGAGAACUCCAUGAUGCGGCAUGUUGACGAGAAACUGACCCGAACCAAAGAGGUUGAAGAGCUGUACGAGGAGAUCAUGAGAACGGUGAAACGAACGCACUUGGACCCGUUAGCAUCCGAAGAGGAGGAGCGCACCAUGUGCCCUGCAGCUCCAAUCGAACCACACAUUCCCAAGCCUUGGCUUUGGCAGGGACUCAACGACCCGGCUCAAAUACCGCCUAUGAUCACGCUGGCAACAACACCCCUCAACAUACUAAACGCGGCAGCCGGUACGGGAGGGCACGGUGGGAGAGGCGGCGCACAAGGUCGUAUCCGCGCACGCGACCAUCAACAAGAUGGGAAAGGAACAUCUCUUCGAACGCGUCCUUCGGAGGUUGCAAGAGACCGUGAGGCGGCGACACGCAACGCCCCACAGGCCUCACAGUACCACGGGCCGAUCCCUUACGGCUACGGAGGAUUUAUGCCUAGUACCGCAUCGAUGACCCGGAUCACCCGAGACACAACGUCGUCGAGCUCCCCAAAGACCGCAGGCGCAGCCUCCGCCGACGCCCCAACGCUUGAAGAGUAUUUCAACUAUCUUCGCAUACAUAAAACGGAUUUCAUCUUCGAUCUGAUCUAUAAGGAAGAUGAGAUUGCGGAGGCUAAGCGAAAAGCGGCGGAAGAGGCGGAGAGGUUGCGCAAGGCGGAGGAGGAGAUGAAGCGGCGGGAGAAGGAGAGAAAGGAGAGGGAAGCGCAGAGGAAGGUGAUGCUGAAAUAUGAGCGCGGCGAGUGGAAUCCGCGGAUCAUUGAUUUCAUGCGAGAGGUGCAUGAUGCGUCUGGUGGCGAGCCGGAGCUGGUGGACGGAUCAGAGGAGGGCCCGCUGCCCGCAGGCGAGCAAGGACCGAACGAUAUUCAGAAACAGAACGCAGCAGAAGGAGCUGUGACGGGCACCGCUACAGAUUCUACCGCGCAGGAGUCUGUCCCGGAAGGCACAGAAAGGGAACAGCCAGGAACAGCAAUUCCUGCCGCAGAUUUGGCGACACAGCCGUCUGCACCACCAGCAUCGCAGCAGCAGCAGCAGCAGCAGGAACCAGCCGAAAUCACACCCGCACGCCGCCCGGCAUCCGUCGACAUCCACAAAAUGCAAUCCGAGCUUGAGCAUCUUUGGGUCACGUUGAAGAUGCCAUUGGACCAGAAACUUGAUAUGGCGAUCAAGUACGGUGAUCAUAAGUUCGCUGCCAAGUUGGAGAUGGCCAUCGGAUUAUGGAAAACUGUGUCCGAACGUAUCAUUUCUCGUGAGGAGCUAAUGAAACAAAUUGAAGUGUUCGAAAGAUACGCCUCUGACCCCGAACGCUUUUUCGUACGUGGCGCCGAAGGAUCCUCCCAUGCGCGUCUCAAAGAGUCGAAAGAACGGGAAGAUCUUCUUCGCCAGUUACAUCAGCUCGAGGCGCGGAUCGAUGAGGUCAUCAACCUCAUCAAGGUCGAGCUGAAGGAAAGUGUGACGUAUGAAGGCAUCCCAUACCGAGUCAAGAUGCGAAUGGACUACACGGAGCUCAUCAAACGGCUGCAGCGGGAGAGGCAAGCCUCGAGACAAGCGACGUCGCCUGGUGCAAGUUUAGAUCCACGCAGCAGUUAGCUGCCUAUCUGUUUGUCGUGCUUGAUUAGCACUAUGAGUGAAUGUCGGAAGGUUGUGUUCAAUCACUCAUUGUGCGUCGUCCAGCGUGAGCUUCUGAAGACCUUUCCUUUGCUGGGAGGUCAUCGAACUUGGAAGCACUC